GAAACCUCUGCGGCCUGGCAUCAGCAGCAAACGACGUCCAUGGAGAACGAAACGAAGCUGAGUAUUUACAGAGCCGCGAGGACGAUAAAGCGCAAAGAGAACACUCUCUACAACGCACUCAGAUCCAUAUACGAGGACUCCAUCUUCGUCGGCGAGAUCUCGCAGCUCUGGCCGGAACUCCCUCUCCUUGCCAACCUCCGUUGCGGUCUCUGGUACUCUUCCAAAUUCCACUCCUCUUGCUACUUUAAAUCCACCGACGGUCACACCAAUAAUUGGUCCUUCAACAUCUCGCGCCUCAACCUCCAUGUUGCCCUCCUUGCUGGACAGAAGGGAGGGUGUAUCAUGGUUGAUUCCACUCGAAGGGGGAAGCGGUUUCCAGACAGCAUGUCAAAAACAAUACCUAUUUGGACGUGUGUUUUGAAUAGGUCCAUUGCCAAUCAUUUGCACAAAAUUGGUGAUUUAGUGGAGCAGAAGUCUGUUGGUUGGGAUUGUUCCUUGCAUCUUCCUCUUUGGGUUUCUGACACUGAGAAAGCAGCUAUUGAAGAUAGGUUGGAGGGAUGGACCAGAGAGCUGGAUGAGAGUGGAGCUGACAUUGCAUCACUUGCAUUGUGCUUAAAAAAGCCUUUACGUCCUCUAUGGAUUUCUCAGAAAACUGUCAUCUGGUUAAAUGAAGUGCCUGAUCACAAUUCUUGGGACUUUACACCCAUUAUUCUUGUUUCUGCCUCCUUAUCAAGCGGCAUAGCUCAACAUAGGACCACCUCAGAGUUUAGCUGGAAUUAUAUUCCAGGGGCUGGAGAUGAUGAAGAGAGCUGGGCAAGGGGUUUAUCUCCUAAUCUUUUUUGGAAACAUGCCUAUGAUCUUAUUAAUUCAGGGCCUGAUUCAUGUAACCAGAAGGUAGCUGAUAUAGUUGAGAAGGAUAGGGUAUACCGUUCUCAAAGGGGACAUAAUGCCCCUCAGAUCACUGCCAAGGCCCCAGUGUCAGGGAGCUCAACACAAUUUUCUGAUUUAGAACCGUUAUCUUUGGAUAUUUCAAACCUUAAACUUAACACAGACUCUUCUGAUGAAUCUGCAAUAUCUUGGUUGGGAUCAACCAAUCUAGCUUUAGGUCCUUCUCAACUUGCCGCAAAUUUGUCUGAUGUUGAUUGCGUAUUGAAUUGCGAUCAAAAGUCAAUCUCUAUCUCUCUUCCAGAUGGUGAAGCAUAUUUGCAUCUCCCAAUAGUGAACUCAAAAUUGGAUCGUUUUUCCUUGUUUAACAAUCUUCCAUCUGCAGUUGGCUUUGCUAGAUUGAAUCUUAGUAAAGGGAGAAAACUUCUUGUUUGUUGUCAUAAUGGGGAAGACAUCAGUGUUUGUAUCUGCCUGGCAAUCUUGAUAUCAUUUUUUGAUGAAGGAGGAUCUUUUGAUGGCGGCAAAUCCUUCAGUGAGAUGAGUAUCACUAAGGCUGAGUUGCGCCGCCGCCUCAUAUUUAUCUGUAAAUUUGCAAUAAAUGCCCGGCCAUCAAGAGGAAACCUGAAGCAGGUCUUUAGCUUUCUUUGCAGUAAAAAAGCUACUCCAGUUUAAUCAAGGCUCUCUCAUUUUAAGUAAGCUAACUCGUAAGCUGUUUCUUUACAAUUCUUUAAGGGUUAGAGUUGUUGCUUGACCAAAGCUAGAGAGAUCUCCAGUUAAUGCCUGUAUGUUAUUUUUUAUUCAAGUAGAUUGUUCAGCUUAGUUAGAAAGAUAAUUCCAGAAAGAAACAGAAAUAAUGAAAAGCAUUUCUCCAUAAAACAAAUAUUGUAUGUUUAUAUAUUUUGGCCGGCAUUAUCGUAUGUUGUAAAAUCUUCUCUGGAUUUUGGAGGCUGUAUUUUAUUUGUUCACUUACUCUCUUUAAUCUUUGUGUAAAGAUGCAAAAGUUUAAUCUAAU
Molecule: messenger RNA, 1897 nt
Organism: Rubroshorea leprosula
Lineage: Eukaryota; Viridiplantae; Streptophyta; Magnoliopsida; Malvales; Dipterocarpaceae
Source: the annotation of a GenBank genome assembly